AUGAUAAUAUAUCAUCAUCAUCAUCAUAUAUUCAUCACCUAUAAACGACGAUAUUUUUUGGCUAAUAUUAUUUGCUGCUUUGUAUUGUUAACUGCAAUACAUGAAAGUACUGCAAUUCAAGAAACAGUACCAGCUGUUCGAGUGGUACGAUUUCAGGUGGAUUAUCCGAAUGCAUCACUUGAAAGUAUUCAAAAGGUACCAAAAUGGAAUGCUAUUAUGCGUAAUAGUGUCCUUGCAUCAUUACGCUUCAUCAAUAAGCACUGGCUAAUUUGUGGUGGUUCAAAAUCUGAAAAGAAAAUGAAUGAUUGCGGUAAAGUACAAGUGACCGGAGAAAUUGUACAGCCGAAAUAUUAUCGAAUCAAUGCGACAUUCAUUGCUGAAAGAGAUCCAAUUCGAAAUGUUAAAAUUGAUGCAACAUCAACCGUUUAUGCUGUUGUACAAAUUGGUUUACGUGGUGGCAUUUUUCAAUAUACAAAUGCAUUAAAAAUACUUGGAAAGCCAUCACAAUUACUUACAUUUGAUGAAGCAUUCUUUUGCUAUCGUGGAUCAACAUUAAUCGAUCAAGAUAAAUGCAUACUCUGCGAACCUGGUCAUUAUCAUAGUCUCUUAUCAAAGCGAUGCGAGCACUGUCCACGUGGCUACUAUCAGCAUCGAUCCGGUCGACCACGUUGCAACAAAUGUCCCCAAGGCUAUACGACAUUAGCAAUUGGAUCACUUAAUGUUACCGCAUGUGUUGUAGAAUGCUCUGCUGGUUAUUUCUUGAACGAAAUAACUGAUAAAUGUGAACCAUGCGGUUAUUUGGCUUAUCAACCAAAUUCAGGCUCAACAUAUUGUUUACCAUGUCCACAAAAUACUGUUACAUUAAGCAUCAAUUCAACUUUAAUUGAUCAAUGUAUUGAAAAUUGUCCAGCGGGACAGGAACAUUCAUCUGAUGGUGGUUGUAAACCGUGUCAACGUGGUUUCUUCAAAGAAUCAAAUGAUCUGUUAUGCCGACCCUGUGAUCCGACAUAUACCACCGAAUCGGUUGGUUCAGUAAGCGAAAAAUCUUGCAUAUUACCAAGCUGUCAACAAGGAUACUAUUUAAAUUGGUACUACAAACAAUGCUUGAAUUGUAGCUAUGGUUACUAUCAGGAUGAAAUUGGUUCUAAUGCUUGUAAACAGUGCCCAUCCGGUACUACAACAAGGAUUCUUGGUGCAACAUCAAUUGAAACUUGUGUUUCAACCAAUCAAUGCGCAAGCGGUGAGCAUCGGUGUCACUGGUUAGCAGCAUGUAUCGAUUUACCUGAUAACGAGAAUAAGCCAGCAUAUAGCUGUCGAUGUCAACCAGGUUUUGUUGGAAAUGGAUUUACCUGUACAGAUAUUUGUUUAAAUUUAUGCUAUAAUAAUGCGGAAUGUAUAAAGACAUCACGUGGUGAACCACGAUGUAUCUGUAAGCCAGGCUAUCGAGGAUUACGUUGUGAAAUUAAAAAAUGA
Brugia malayi is the source of this 1473-nucleotide messenger RNA. Its product is annotated as GCC2 and GCC3 family protein. Gene Ontology annotation, biological process: signal transduction. Gene Ontology annotation, cellular component: cell surface. The transcript is spliced from 9 exons. Bases 1 to 1473 code for a protein of 490 amino acids. The record is from RefSeq and is a predicted model, not a curated record. Lineage: Eukaryota; Metazoa; Nematoda; Chromadorea; Rhabditida; Onchocercidae.